Molecule: messenger RNA, 5244 nt
Organism: Alosa sapidissima (American shad)
Lineage: Eukaryota; Metazoa; Chordata; Actinopteri; Clupeiformes; Clupeidae
Gene: dhx38
Product: DEAH (Asp-Glu-Ala-His) box polypeptide 38
Exons: 27
Coding region: 282-4043 (1253 amino acids)
Biological process (GO): mRNA splicing, via spliceosome
Cellular component (GO): intracellular anatomical structure; spliceosomal complex
Molecular function (GO): ATP binding; RNA binding
Source: RefSeq, a predicted model, not a curated record
GUAGAAGAAGAUAACAAAGGGAAUUGUGGGAUUGUAAUGGCGACUUACAUCCCUGCAAGUAAACGUAGUUUUAUCGUUCAAACGCAAACAUUUAGUCAUUUUCAGUCCUUAUGAUCACUACACCCUGAAGAUAUUUGUAUAUGGUGUAUCGUUUUCAGUGAACAUCAAGCUCUGCCAAUAUUCUUGUGGACCAGGAUACUUAAGUAACACCAUGAUGGUCUACCUGGGUUUGUAGUACGCCAAAACAAAUCUUCGACUUCAUUCAUUCACCUGGCCAAAAAAUGGAAGAUGAUCUAUCUUUGCACCGUUUGGAAGGCAGUGACCUGAGUGAGCAGGUGGGAGGUUUGAUAGUGAAGAAGAAGAGCGCUGCUUCCGAGCAGCAUGUGUUCCGUGCGCCCGCACCACGCACCUCGCUGCUGGGCCUGGACCUGUUGGCGGCACAGAAGCGAAAAGAACGGCAAGAGGCGGAAGCUGAACAGAGUGUGAAAAAGUCGAAAGUGUCAUCGUAUAAGGACUGGGAAGAGAGUAAGAGUGACUCUGGAUCUGAUGAUGAGGAAGAACAGAAGGGUGAUACGAGUGGAAAAAAUGAGCGGCAAUACCGUGUUACUGGUUCAGAGACGCCGUCCAAUCCAGGUGGUGUCAGUGAGGAGUUUCGCCGUAGACACCAGCAAAGGGAAAAGGAUCGUCGGGAACAUGGAGUGUUCGCUUCCUCUAAGGAAGACAAGCAGAGGGACAGGGGUGGAGACCGAGAUAGAGACCGUGACAGAGAUAGAAAGAGUGACCGAAGUGAGCGUAGCCGCGGCAGCCGCUGUGAGGGCCCUGGGGAGCGAAGUGAGCGCUCCCAGCGCGAGGGCAGUGUGAGGAGCGAGCGCUCACACAGAGAAGUCUGGUCCGAGCAUAGCAUCAGUCGCGGCAGCCGCAAGGAUGAGCCUGCCAGCCCCCGAAACAGACCCAAAGAUGCCACCACCCCCUCUCGCUCCAGCUGGGAUGAGGAUGACUCUGGGUAUGGCAGCAACCGGCGUUCCCACUGGGAAAGUCCCUCUCCUGCUCCCUCUCAUCGGGAUUCAGACCGAUCCGAACGCAGCCAUCGCUCCGGCUCCGAGAGUGAGAGGAGAGACCGGUCAGUGAGGAAUCGUUACCCUGAUGACACUCCUCUGCCCACGCCCUCGUACAAGUACAACGAAUGGGCUAGCGAUAGGAAGCACCUGGGCUCCACCCCACGCCUCUCCAAAGGAAAAGGAAAGAAAGAGGAUGGAGAAGAUGGCAUCGCAUUUGACAAUGAGAGUGAGAAGGAGCAGUGGGAGGAGGACCAGAGGCAAGCGGACAGGGACUGGUACAUGAUGGACGAGGGCUAUGACGAGUUCCACAACCCGUUGGCCUCCAGCUCCGAGGAGUAUGUGAAGAAGCGAGAGCAGAUCCUGCAGAAGCAGACCCAAAAGCGCAUCUCUGCGCAGAGGCGUCAAAUUAAUGAGGAUAACGAGCGCUGGGAGACCAACCGCAUGCUGACCAGCGGUGUGGUCCAGAGGCUGGAGGUGGAUGAGGACUUUGAGGAGGACAACGCCACCAAGGUCCACCUGCUCGUCCACAACCUGGUGCCACCCUUCCUGGACGGCAGGAUCGUCUUCACCAAACAGCCCGAGCCGGUCAUCCCUGUGAAGGACGCCACGUCGGACAUGGCCAUCAUCUCUCGUAAGGGCAGUCAGCUGGUGCGCAAGCACCGGGAGCAGAAGGAGCGCAAGAAGGCCCAGCAUAAGCACUGGGAGCUGGCGGGCACCAAGCUGGGGGACAUCAUGGGUGUGAAGAAGACAGAAGACGGAGAAGGCAAGCCGAAGGAGGGGGAGGACGGCAAAGUGGACUACAGGACGGAGCAGAAGUUUGCGGACCACAUGAAGGACAAGAGCGAGGCCAGCAGCGAGUUUGCCAAGAAGAAGACCCUGCUGGAGCAGAGGCAGUAUCUGCCCAUCUUUGCUGUGAGGCAGGAGCUGCUCAACAUUAUCAGGGAUAAUAACAUUGUGAUCGUGGUGGGGGAGACGGGCAGUGGGAAGACCACGCAGCUGACUCAGUACCUGCAUGAGGACGGCUACACAGGCUACGGCAUGGUGGGCUGCACGCAGCCCCGCAGGGUGGCCGCCAUGAGCGUGGCCAAGAGAGUCAGCGAGGAGAUCGGCUCCAACCUGGGCGCCGAGGUGGGUUAUGCCAUCCGGUUUGAGGACUGCACGUCUGAGAAGACGGUGAUCAAGUACAUGACGGACGGGAUCCUGCUGAGGGAGUCGCUGCGUGAGUCGGACCUGGACCACUACAGCGCCGUCAUCAUGGACGAGGCCCACGAGCGCUCGCUCAACACCGACGUGCUCUUUGGCCUGCUCAGAGAGAUCGUGGCUCGGAGGUCUGACCUGAAGCUUAUCGUCACAUCGGCCACCAUGGACUCCGACAAAUUUGCAGCAUUCUUCGGAAAUGUUCCCAUAUUCCACAUUCCAGGAAGAACAUUUCCGGUGGACGUCCUGUUCAGCAAGACUCCACAGGAGGACUAUGUGGAGGCGGCGGUGAAGCAGGCCCUGCAGAUCCACCUGAGUGGGAUGGUGGGGGACAUCCUCAUCUUCAUGCCCGGCCAGGAGGACAUCGAGGUGACAUCGGAUCAGAUUGUGGAGCGUCUGGAGGAGCUAGAAAAUGCCCCCCAGCUGGCCGUGCUGCCCAUCUACUCCCAACUGCCCUCCGACCUGCAGGCCAAGAUCUUCCAGAAGGCCCCAGACGGUGUGAGGAAGUGCAUCGUGGCCACCAACAUCGCUGAGACGUCUCUGACUGUGGACGGGAUCAUGUUCGUGGUGGACGCUGGAUACUGUAAACUCAAGGUGUUCAACCCUCGCAUUGGCAUGGACGCCUUGCAGGUGUACCCGAUCAGCCAGGCCAAUGCCAACCAGCGCUCUGGCAGAGCCGGGAGGACGGGACCAGGACAAUGCUACAGGCUCUACACUCAGAGUGCGUAUAAGAACGAGAUGUUGACCACCACCAUCCCCGAGAUCCAGCGGACCAACCUGGCCAACGUGGUGCUGUUGCUCAAGUCCCUGGGCGUGCAGGACCUGCUGCUCUUCCACUUCAUGGACCCUCCGCCCGAGGACAACAUGCUCAACUCUAUGUACCAGCUCUGGAUCCUGGGCGCGCUGGACAACACAGGUUCCCUGACGCCUACCGGCCGCCUCAUGGUGGAGUUUCCUCUGGACCCGGCCCUGUCCAAGAUGCUGAUUGUGUCGUGUGACAUGGGCUGCAGCGCUGACAUCCUCAUCAUCGUCUCCAUGCUGUCGGUGCCAGCCAUCUUCUACAGGCCAAAGGGCCGAGAGGAGGAGAGCGACCAGGUGAGAGAGAAGUUUGCGGUGCCUGAGAGCGAUCACCUGACGUACCUCAACGUUUACCUGCAGUGGAAGAACAACAACUACUCCAGCAUCUGGUGCAACGAGCACUUCAUCCACACCAAGGCCAUGCGCAAGGUGCGUGAGGUCCGUGCCCAGCUGAAGGACAUCAUGGUCCAGCAGAGGAUGAACAUGGUGUCCUGUGGCUCAGAUUGGGACAUCAUCAGGAAGUGCAUCUGUGCUGCCUAUUUCCACCAGGCUGCCAAACUCAAGGGUAUAGGCGAGUAUGUGAAUGUGAGGACAGGGAUGCCGUGCCACCUGCACCCCACCAGCUCUCUCUUCGGGAUGGGCUACACACCGGACUACAUCACCUACCACGAGCUGGUCAUGACCACUAAGGAGUACAUGCAGUGUGUGACUGCAGUGGACGGUGAGUGGCUGGCUGAACUGGGGCCCAUGUUCUACAGCAUCAAACACGCCGGCAAAAGCAGACAGGAGAACCGCCGGCGGGCCAAGGAAGAGAUCACCAACAUGGAAGAGGAGAUGUCUUUGGCCCAGCAGCAGAUCAACGCCCGCAAGGAGGAGCAGGACAGGAAGAACAACGUAGGGAGCAUCAGGUCACCCCAAAUCUGCACCCCUGGUAGACGAGAGGAAGUGCCCUCGACCCCCAGACGCACCCCGUCACGCUUCGGCCUCUGACCUCCGACAGACACGGAGUGGACCAAACCAAACACGACAUCUCCCCCACCUGAAAUCCCGUUUUUACACAAACUCUCUCUGAAUGUGCUCUGUGCUGUGAGCCAAGAGCCAGGGCUCGAUCACACACGGGGGACUGUAAAGCCUUGCAGUUCCCCAGUUUGGCCAGCAGUAGGCACACUUGUAUAAGGUAAAAUAUGUUGAGGCUGAGAGCCCAGCCCUUCAGAGCCUUGCCGAGUGAUCGUCCUCUGUGCAGCCAGAAUAGAGCCCCUGAAAUGGCUGUUUUAUUAUCCACUGUGUUCUUUUAGACCAACACAUCCUGAGUUCAAUCACAACAACCAAAUCAUUGUCAGAAAAGAUACUUAACGUUUAGCCUUACCAGUUUAGUGUGGAGGUGGUUGUGCACAUUUUGUUUUUUCUUUUUUGUCUUGUUUUUAGGCAAUCCAUUAUUAGGAUUGUCAUUUUGGAUUAGAUUUUAUGAGUUGUGAGAAUUUAUCCAACUGUUAUUGUAGGAGUUCUUAUUGUCAGUGGAAUAAAAAUAGAUGUCCCUUUGUCUACCUGGCAUUACUGCAACAUUUCAUCAUGUCAGGAACCUAACUUAAAGGGACCUCAUAGAAAAACAUGUUUAUGUUUGUUUGUCUUGAAACAUUUGUUAUCACCUCAGAAUGAAAUACACUGGGUCUCUGUGUUCUGAUGUAAACAGAACCCAUGGAACAUCAACAACAACGACAAAAGAACCUCCAUCUCAGACCUGCUGUAGAUGGUGUGUGCUGUUUGUUCCCACAUUAAGGAUCUGCGUUGUGUAGGGUGUACCAGGCGUAGGUGUUGUCUUGGAAACGUGGCGGCCCUGAUUUAGCACCCAGCGUGAGACUGGUGCCCUCUUCAGCUGCCUGUCUCUGGGAAGGGGCCACUGCUGUGGCUCUUCAUGUCCUGACUCACUGUCAAUAGGAGAGUUGUACAGACAGGGUUGGAGGUGAUGGGCUUCCCAUUCUGGCCUCCUCUCCAUCCUUAUGUACUACUUCACUGCUUUUCUUGUGCUUUCUGUCUUUUUCCCUUCUUCAGUGCAGAUUGUUUUUAAGCCCUAAGCCCCUUUGAUCCUCCUUCACAGUCAGUCAUAGUCAAUGUUUAUCUGCCAUGGUGUGCUGAGUGCACCUCAUUUGUGGGGUUUUUGGAAAUUAUAUUAAAUAAUUCUUUUGUAAUUAGA